Molecule: messenger RNA, 3917 nt
Organism: Cyclopterus lumpus (lumpfish)
Lineage: Eukaryota; Metazoa; Chordata; Actinopteri; Perciformes; Cyclopteridae
Gene: fam161b
Product: FAM161 centrosomal protein B
Exons: 10
Coding region: 179-1852 (557 amino acids)
Biological process (GO): cilium organization
Cellular component (GO): cilium
Source: RefSeq, a predicted model, not a curated record
AGUACUUCCGGGUUUGUGUCCAAUCACAGAAGACGACCGUCGCGGCUCCACAAGCAGCGCCCAUGAGACCGAAACGGCGGAGCGAGAAGAGCUUUAGAGAACGGAAGCUCCGUUUGGAAGACGACGACGACGACGACGAGAAACACUUCCUAAAACUCGUCCUAACUAGCAGAGAAACAUGCCAAAGCUGGACACCCUGCUAGCAGAAAGACUCCGAUCAGAGUUAAUGCUUCAGCAGCAGCUGAAGGCCCUGAGUGAGGCCCUCAGGCAGCAGCUGCAGGAGACAGUAACAAGACAGAACGAGGAGCUUGAGAGGAGGAUUUAUCAGAACUCUCUACUGUCAGAGUCCGGUGAUCAAAGUAAACUGAAACAUCAGGUCAAACAUGUAGGAAUGAGGAGAUCCACCUCUACUUCUGCCCUGACAUCAGGCAAAAACACCUUGCUGCAUCCCAGACAGUCAGAGAGCCCCAAAUUAUCUUCUCCAGCCUGGGUAUCUUCAAAGUGGAAGAAUAGUUCAGACAGAGCUCCCAUGCUCAUUCCUGCCAGGACUCAACAAUGUGAGCCGUUUGCUUUAUCUAAGACAACACAGUUGAGGAAAGAGGAGGAGGCUGAGGCCGAGUGUCAGAGGAAGUUCUGCGCUCACCCAGUGCCCAGCCACGUCAUCCAGCCCCUCUAUCAGAAGAUGAUGGAGCUGAAGGAGAAGGACAGGAACCAGGGGCAUGAGCAGAGGAGGGACUUCUUGCUCUCCAUUCAGCGACCUUUCAGUUUCCAGGAGAGAGAAAAGGAGAAAAAGGAGAAGAUAACAAUGUUAAACCAAGUCUCGCACAAAAACAAGACUGUUACUGUUAGGAAACCUCCUCAAAAAGAGGUUAAAGACGUGUCAGAUUCUGAGCUGAAAGACCAGGAGCUUUGCAGUCAAGUCCCCACCCAGACAACAGUGCGACAUAUGCAUCCUGCUGUCUCUGGCAGCCCGAAACUUCGCACUGCUGAGCGCACCAGGAAAGAAAAGUUAGGCUUCCUGGAUGAGAGGCCCAGCUUCCAGCCAAAAAUCAUCCAUCAGGUUCCUGAUUUCAGUAGGCUGCACAAAGCCCUGCAGACCGAGGCGCUGAGAAAACCACAGAGUAAAGAUGUGAUCAAAUGUCAGCCCUUCUAUCUGAGGACAUCAGCUCUCCCUGCAAGACAAAGUAGGACGAGCCCUGAAAACCCACAGGUUCCAAAAGCAAGGAAUCUCAGCAGAAGCAAGUCACUCGGGGCCUUAACGUCACUGUCGGCAGACACACUCCCCACAUACAUCACAGAUGCUGCGAGGAAGCGCUGCACGGCCAUCAGAAAGUCAAUGGAGAUGAGGGAUAGCAAGAAUCAAGAGAGUGCCGACUGGCUGAGGAAGUACCAUAUGAGAUCCCAGGCCAUGAAGAAGACAGUUGCACUGCACGCGAGGUUGCUUGACCCACACAGCAGCUUGAAAGACGUGUUUAACGGCCAACUACAGUACCAUCGGGAGGCUGAUCAACAAAAGAUGAAAGCGUACACGAGGGAGUUACGGGAUAUGAAGGCACGAGUUGGAGAGCGCCCUUUUUUGUUCGAACAGGUGAAGCAGAAAACUGCAAAGGCUCAAGCAGAGCAGACAUUCAGGAACAAGCUGAAGAUAGCCGGCUUAAAGGAGCUGUUUGUUGAAGAAAAUGGAGAAGCGGUUGAAGGAACAUCCUCAUCAUUCAGCUCUAAGGAGGAUACAGACAAGAACCACAGUACUGAGAAUCACAUUUGCAGCAGGGAAGAAAAUGUAGACGACGAGGAGAAAAUUGAAGAUGUGGAAGAGAAGAGCGUGAAGUCCAAAGGGGAAGAAAUGCCAUGAUCAAAAAGGUUCAGGCGGUCAAGUUUUUUAUGGCCUGUUCGCUAGAAAACAACACUGUCUUAAAAAAUGAUUCAUGUCCCGGCUAACUAUUCCCACCAAGCAUUUGAUGGUUUGAAAUGUGCAACUACAUUAUGAAAUGACAACAAAUCGGGACUUGACAAUCCUUUCAAACUAUGAGUACUGAUUAUAAGUAAUUCAUGUUUUAUAUGAUUUGAAUAUAUAUGUAUAUUUUUGCACUUUUGCUCAGGAAUAUGAACACAUUAAUGUUGAGGAUGAUAAUCACUUGGCUACCAGGAUGAACAGUUAAAAAACUGAAUGAGAACUCCAGUUGAGACCACUGUGUCUGUAAAAUUAAUCUGUGUUUUACCCAGUCGGAAUCAAAAAUCUUCUGAUAGCAUCAAAGGCAAAAGAUUACACUUCUGCCAUGACAAAUGUAAUCUGUUUUUGCUUUUUCUUUAACUCGGUUAAAACAAUCGUACAAAUGUAUGUACUUUAAUGGGUCAGGUCCCGUAAGGACACAAAGCGUCUGACGUGGCCUUUCUCAGAUGGAUGGGUUAAAGUUCCCAGUUAUUUUUACAGCCACACUGCCACCUAAACAAACAUCCUGCAUGGUGUAAAAUGCACAGAGACCAGUCCAGUGGUCCGUUCCAAGCACAUAGACCCACAUCAAUUACACUUGAACACUGGCCUCCGCUGGAAGCUUGUGCUUAGACAACUGACUUCCAGGAAUCCUAAAAAUCAUCUUUUACAAACAGACCACACGGGAAUGUCUGAAUAUGUUGAAAUGCAGUCAUGGAGGCCAGUACCUACCAUACGGUUACUUUUUGUAGGCCACUGUGUUAUGCAUUGAAGACAUAUAGCGGGCAAUGUUUCAGUUCAGAAACACAACAUCAUUUAAAAUGAAGUGUUUUGUCCGGCGGUAAGAUGAUUGAAGGAGUAGUUUGAAAUUUAGUUGAAAAGAGUCCAAUAUGUUACAUAAACCUACAGUACAAUUUGGUGCUGCCAGACAGCUGUUUAGGUAAUGACAGAGAAGAGAAAAUGUGACUACAACAGCAUUCACUAUUACAAAAUAAGCAUUUGAUUAAUUUUGCAUAAUUACAAAAAUAAUUUAAGUUGUAAUGCCAACAUGUUGCCACAUACUUAAAGAUGCAUCAAGAGUCCCUUCCUGAGCUCUCAAACAUCACAUGAUGAAGCUUCAAGGGCUUCAUCUUGGCAGGUUGUCAUGGGAACAGUUUAUCCCUCCGCUCUCUGCCUUGUAGUCCCUCAGGAGAAUGCUGCGCACCUCUGAUUCCCCCAGUGCACGGCUGAAAACCAGCCAAAUCUCUCCCAAUCUUUUAAAGAAGCUGUAGCGCUGCAAUGUUUGUAGAAGCUGCUCAGCCUCUCAGAUUAAUGAGAGGCUGAGCACUUCGCCACCAAUUGUUCUGAUCGCACUGUUUGAGGAGUGGCUCUACUUAGCAGAUAAGCAAUGUAAUUUCACUUAGGUGGUGAGUUUAGGUUUUUUAUUAUUCCAGCAACUCUUAAAUUCGAUUCCCACACAUUGAUGGGUUGCACAUGUGCAGCUGAAGACACCCUCAAAUAGACUUCCCUGUCACAAUGUCAGCCAAUUCCUAGCCUCACAUUUUCCUUGUCUGCUUACUCCCCCUGACAUGAACUCAUCCACUUGACAUUUCAUAUCCGGCUACUCCCUCCUGCCCUGCUGGAACCCCUGUGUUCCCCUUCACCUCACCUCCCCUGCCCAGCUGCACACCUGUUACCGCUGCCCCAUCAGCCCAGUAGUUUAUAUACUGGCCCAUUUCCCCGGCAGAUUAUCUGCAUACUUCCUUUUUAGGAGUCCAGCCAUUUUCCCUGCCUGCCUGAGUACCUCUGCCUGCCUUUUGGACUCCUGCUCUCGCAACUGAUCCUCUUUUGGAUACGUUUGGCUCAUCUAUUUUAACUUUUGCAUAUUUUUGAUCUCGGUUUACAUCAGCAAUUGGACUGCAGGACAUACCUCUGUGUUCUGGUUUGUCAGUCAUCUUUAUUUCCUGUAUAUCUUAAAUCUCUUGAUUUUAAAGUAAAAGUGCAAAGU